AUGGCUAAUCAGAAGAAAAUAAUCGUUAUUGGGUUACAGAUACUAAUUGGCUUGUGCAUGUUUGUCUUAAGAUGCCGUGGCUCGGCUGCGAUACUUGAAACUAAGAAAUCUACGAAUGGAUUAUACACCUUAAAAGAACUAGCUGAUCGUAACUUUGUUUGGGCUCAAGACACACUGGAAAGAUAUUACAAAGGUUAUAUUGUACAUCCAGCUAGUGGUGAUAAGUUUAUUGAUUCGGGGUUCUAUGAAACGUUAGGGUUUAAGCCGGCAGUUUUGCCUCGGGUUAAGCAGAUAGCAUCUUAUUUGAAGGCGGUGUUUGAGGGAACUUGGAAUGCUUUUUCUAUCCCUCGGGACUUUGUUUGUGAUGUACCGGAUCUUCUUAUGCUUUAUAUGACCUUAACUCGACCAAUCAAUGGUUCUAAAUCCAAAAAGUAUGUCAUUCAUCCAGAUCAUGAGAGUCUAGUAGAAAACCUUGCCAAAUAUAUCUAUCUCUCCUCUUCUUCGGAAGAUAUUAAUCUGCUGGAAGAAGUAUUCUCAACCUAUGUGCUGAAGGAGGGUAGUAACCAAGCAUCGGAGAAGACAAGACAACACCUGCUUAUAUGCAAACCAACGCUUAUUUCUAACAAAAAUGAUCUUGAUCUUAUCUUUAACAGUCCUUUAAUUAACUAUAUUCAUCCACUUAAUUCUCAUCUUUACAUGUGUGGCUAUAACUAUCUCUAUGAUAGUGAAACGAAGACUUUCUUGGUGACUGAAACAGAGAAGAUUAGGCGUGGUAAUAAGCCUCUGGCCGGGAUGGUUCGUCGUGCUGGGUUUACUUUUGAUGAUGCUGUUCGUUUAAGACGUGCGACUAAUAAUCAAUACACCAUACUGUCUGAUGAUAUACGGAAUUAUCAUGGCUUUUUGCAUAAGUUAGGAGAUAAGAUUCAAAAUCCUAAUGCCUGUUUAGAGUUUAGAUUCGUGGUUCAAAGGUCAGUUGAGUUUGAUGUUUACAGAUCUGAUAUGGCAUUGAGAUCAAAAAUAUACUAA
Molecule: messenger RNA, 1026 nt
Organism: Nematocida homosporus
Lineage: Eukaryota; Fungi; Microsporidia
Exons: 1
Coding region: 1-1026 (341 amino acids)
Source: RefSeq, a predicted model, not a curated record